AACUCCUAUAUUCCCUCCCUUGUAUUCAGUAUUCACCAACCUUUACUCAUCCAUAACCAUAGCUCCUCCAUCUCUCUGUUAGUUCUCUGCUUCCUCUCUUCAUUUGGCUCUCUAAUUCUUUAGCUACUGUUUUGCUUUUCUAUUGAUUUCAGCAGUCCUUUGUUGUCUUUAUUUUCUUUUAUCUUGUUCCACUCUGAUUUCUUGGUCUAUUUUGUUUUUGCUCUGAGAUUUCAAAAAAAAAAAAACAAAAUCAAAAUGUUUCUUGAUAUCUUUAUCUCCAUCUUCUCUGAGUUCAUUAAAGAACCCAUCAUGGAAUUUGUUGUUGUCCCAAUCAAACGACAUAUCAGCUACCCUUUCACCUAUAAAAGCAAGGUUGAGAAACUCCAUCAUGAGUCUGAGAAAUUGAAGAACAGAACAGUCAAGUUGCAGCAAGCUGUUGAGGCGGCUACAAGGAAAGGAGAAGAGAUCUAUGAAAGUGUUAACAAGUGGCUGAACGAUGCAGGCAAAGCUAUUGAAGAAGCUGAGGAAUGUAUCAAAGGCGAAGAACAAGCGAAAAAGAGGUGUUUCGUUGGAUUAUGUCCUGAUUUGAAGACACGCUACCAGCUUAGCAAGAAAGCAGAGAAGAAAGCUCUGGCAAUUCAUGAGCUUGCGAGUGUAGACGACCAUAAUCCAAUUUCCUUCCUUCCCCCUGUACAGCAGAUAGUUGCCCCGCCAGUAUAUGCUCGUGAGGGCUUGAAUUCAAGAGAGUUGUUCUUGGAGAAAGUUAUGGAUGCACUAUUGGAUCCAGAUCUUAAUAUGAUCGGGGUGUAUGGACUUGGAGGUGUGGGUAAGACCACCCUAGCAGAACAGGUCCACAGAAAAGCUCUGGAAGGGAAGCGAUUCGGCGUCGUCGCUAUGGUUGCUGUAGGUCAAACACCAGAACUCCGAAGAAUUCAAUCGGAGAUCGCUGAUAUCCUGGGCUUGGAAUUUAAGUCGGAGGAAAUACCUGGAAGAGCUAAUCGGCUAUAUGAGAGGUUGAAGAAAGAGUUGGAGAAAGAGAAGACAGAGUUGGAGAAAGAGAAGAAGGUACUUAUAAUUCUUGAUGAUGUUUGGAAAAAACUUGAUUUAAAUGCCGUAGGAAUUCCCUUUGGAGAUGGUUUCAAAGGAUGCAAAAUACUUCUCACCUCAAGGAGACAAGAUGUGUUAUCUCGCGAGAUGGGCACACAGCAAGAAUUCAAGCUCGACGUUCUACAGGACGAAGAGGCCCGGAGUUUGUUUGAAAUAACUGUAGCAGGUGCUAAAGAUUCAGAAUUGCCCCCUAUCGCCGCAGAAAUUGCUAAAAAAUGUGCAGGAUUGCCUCUUCUACUGCUCACAGUGGCGACAGACUUGAGAAAUAGAGAACCACACGCGUGGAAAGAUAAGCUGAAACAGCUAUCUGAGUUUGACAAUGAAGAAAUAUAUUCGAAAGUGCACGCUGUUCUGAAGUCAAGCUACAAUAAUUUGUGUAGCAAUGAAGUCAAGUCGUUUUUCUUGCUCUGUGGUCUUAUAGGACAAUCUAAUAUUGAAAUCCAGUCCUUGCUGAAAUACAUUAUGGGUCUUAGUUUAUUCAAGAACAUUACUGUGGAAGACGCAAGAAACAAAGUAUAUAGUUUGAUUGAUACCCUUAAAGCGCAGAGUUUAUUGCAAGAUGGCGACAUGUAUGGAUUCGUAAAAAUCCAUGAUGUUGUUCGAGAUACUGCUCUCUCGAUUGCAUCUAGAGAGCAACAUGCGUUUGUAGUUACAAGUGGCAAGGAGUUUGUGAAAUUUCCAAAUAAGGAUUGCACCAGAAUUUCUCUGCAGUAUUGUGAUAUUGAAAAUCUCCCCGAAGGAUGGGAGUGCCCAAAAGCAGAGGCACUAUUCCUUUUCACAGACGUUUUUUGUUUGGAAAUUCCAGAUCAGUUUUUCAAGGGCAUUAGAAACCUGGAAGUAGUGGAUUUUACUGGGAUCCAUUUUGUGUACCUCCCUUCAUCGCUUGCUUUCCUAUCCAACCUUCAUACCCUUUGCUUGCAUCGAUGCCAACUGGACGACUUAGGUAUCAUUGGAGACUUGAAGCAACUACGAGUUCUUAGUUUUGCAAACUCCAAUGUUGUUGAGUUGCCCAGAAAAAUAGAGCAGCUGGCUCGACUAAAAGUCUUAGAUGUGAGCAAUUGUUCCAAACUCAAAAUGAUUCCAGCAAAUGCCUUAUCAAAGCUGUCGGAGCUUGAAGAACUGUACAUGAGUAACAGCUUUGUUGAGUGGGAGGCCGAUGGGAACAAUGCAAGCCUUGCUGAGUUGGAAAAGUUGUCUCAGUUGACUACCUUGGAAAUGCAAAUACUGGAUGACAAGAUAUUACCAAAACACUUGUUCUCCAAUGGCCGCUUGCAGAGCUUUAGAAUACUUAUAGGGGAUAACUGGGACUGGAAAUGCAACUAUAAAACCUCCAGAACGCUGAAACUUAAGCUCAAGACAAGCAUUCAUUCAGGAUACGGGAUUAAAGUGCUAUUGAGGGAGACUGAAGAUUUAUGCUUAGAUGAAGUGAGGGAGGCUGAGAACUUGUUAUAUGAUAUUGAUGGGGAUGGCUUUCCAAAAUUGAAGUAUCUCCGAGUCCAAAAUAAUCAUGUCAUUCAACACAUUAUCAAUUCGACCAAGUGGGCAGCAUGUGAUGUCUUUCCAAUUCUAGUCUCUUUGAUUUUGGAAAAUUUAAUGAAGUUGGAGAAGAUUUGUCAUGGUCGACUCACACCAGGAUCUUUUAAUAAAUUAGAAAUUUUACAAGUGAGAAAUUGUGGAAGAUUAACGCAUCUCUUCUCAUUAUCUACUGCCAAAUGUCUUUUGCAACUACAGGAAAUGAAAGUGGAAGAUUGUCCUAAGAUGGAAGCUAUUGUUAUUGAUGAAAGUGAAAACAGUAAAGAAGUGCUUGAAUUCAAUCGCUUGCGCUCCUUGAAUUUGCAAAAUCUUCCGAAUCUUAGAACCUUUCACAGCAAAAUGAAGACGCCACUGAAAAUUGAGGAAUUUCUGUCACAACAGCAGAGUGAUACUCACUUAUCACUUUUCAGCAGAACGGUUUCUUUCCCCAACUUAGAGAAUCUUCUAUUACAUUCAGUUAAUUGUGAAAAGAUAUGGCACGACCAACUUUCUGCAACUUCUUCAAAAUUAGAGAUCUUGUUUGUCAAAGAUUGCAACGAGUUGAAGCAUUUAUUUACAGCUUCAAUUGUUAAAAGACUCUUGCAGCUCAAAACACUUCAAAUUUAUGAUUGUAGUUUCAUGGAAGAGAUAAUACUAACAGAGGAAUUUAUAGAAGAGGAAGAUGAGAGGAUGAAUCAGAUACUCUUCCCUAAAUUGGAUGAGCUGACACUUUGGAAUCUUCCAAACUUGAUUAGAUUAUGCACUGGAUAUCAAAUUGAAUUUCAAUCUCUUAAAGACUUGAACAUAAGCAAUUGCAAUGCAUUGAUGUGCUUGGUCCCCAGUGUCCCUCAUACAGGCAUGAUGGAAAAACAAGAUGACAGUCAGAAUCAGAAUCAAAAUCAGAAUGCUGAAAUUCAAUCUCUCUUCAAUGGAAUGGUUGGUUUUCCUAACUUGGAGAGAUUGAGACUCUCAGGCAUAAAUGAGUUGAAAAGGAUAUGGCACAGCCCACUUGCGCCAAAUUCCUUCUUUAAACUGAAAUCGUUGAACGUUUUUAAUUGCCAGAAAUUGAUGGUUGUUUUUCCAUCAAACGUCUUAGAAAGAUUCCGAAGGAUGGAGGAGUUGCAUGUGUCCUAUUGUGCUUCGUUGCAAGAGAUAUAUCAACUUGAAGGGUUCAAUGUUGAUGAAUCAUUUGAGCUGAGAAGUUUAAAUAUAUGGAGACUGAGGUCGUUGAAACAUGUAUGGAAGAAAGAUGCACAAAGAGUUUUCGGUUUUCAAAAUUUGAAAUCAGUUGAAGUUUUUGAGUGCGAUAUUCUAAACUGGACACACAUUUUUGAAUGUCAGAAAUUGACAACUUUGAAUGUUUAUAGUUGUCACAAAAUAAUAAAAUUUAGUUCCCAAGAAAUACAGGAAGAGGACAGACAACCCCUACUUUUUUUGGAAAAGAUGAGUCCCAACUUGGAGGAAUUGACUUUAGAGCACAAGGACUUGAUUGCCAUACAGCAAGGACAAUUCUUUUCUAAACUCAAAAUGCUUACUUUGAUCAACUUACAGAACAAAUCAUGCCCUUUUAUAAUUGGUUUCCUUGAAAGAUUAUAUUCUGUGGAAACAAUUUUGGUAAAAGAUUAUAAUUCUUCAGAAGUGUUAGAAGAGUUGUUCUCAUAUGAAGGACUUGCCGGAAAAGAAGAAGAACAUGCCAGGACACUUGCACCAGUGAAAAAUUUGAAGCUAGAGUACCUUUUUAAUUUAAAGCAUAUAUGGGACCCAGACUCCGGACUGAAACCACUUCUUCAGUAUCUCGAGACUUUGACUGUAUCUUGGUGUAGUAGUUUGAUCAACGUAGCACCAUCCUCAUCAUCUUUCCAAAAUCUAGCAACUCUUCAAGUGAGUUACUGUGCAGGAUUGGCAAACUUGAUAACAGCGUCCACAGCCAAGUCCAUGGUGCAUCUCACCAAAAUGUCAAUACAACAUUGCAGUAUGAUGACAGAAAUAGUGACCAGCGAUGGAGAUGAUCAUACAGAGGAUGAGAUUAUUAAUUUUGACAAACUGAAAUGUUUGGAACUUGAUGAUCUGCCUGGUCUCAUCAGCUUUUGCUCUGGCAAUAAUGCCUUCAAUUUUCCAGCUUUAGAAAAUGUUACCGUCAAUGAAUGCUCCCGGAUGAAGAUUUUCGCUUUCGGAGAUCCAAAUACACCAAAACUACGAGGAAUACUCCUGGGAGAUCAACAGCGUUGGGAGGGAAACCUUAAUGCAACACUAGCAGAAAUGACAUUUUGCAAAUAUUUUAAAGCAUCUGAAUUUCCUGAGUUCUGGCAUGAUGGGAUGCAAGGGAGACUCUUACGCAAUGUAGAAAGGCUCGAGGUGGAUAAAUGUGCAAUGUAUAACAAAGCUAUACCAUCCAAUGUACUGGUGUUUUUAAACAAGCUGGAAGAGCUUGAGGUGAAAGACUGUGAUUCAGCAGAUGUAGUAUUUGAUUUGGAAGGGGUAUCUGCUGAUGAUGGGCUACUUCCACGACUAAAGAAAUUGGAAUUAACAAGUCUUCCAAUGUUGAGACAUUUAUGGAACAAGGAUCCCAUAGGAAUUUUGGAGUUCAAGAACCUAAAGUGGCUUCAUGUUGGAAACUGUAGCAGCUUGAAGUAUAUUUUUACCUGGUCGAUGGCAUUGUGCCUCUUGCAACUUGAAAAGAUAGAGUUGAACAAUUGUAAGAUGAUUGAAGGAAUCAUAGAAAAGGAGGAAACAGAGGAAGCAGUUAAUUCAGCCGAUAAGAUGAUAUUGCAUUCAUUGAAAUCUGUAGUCCUUAAAUGUUUGCCUAGAUUUUCCAGAUUGUGUUCAGGAUGGAGUAAUGUGGAAUGUCCAUUGUUGGAGGAGAUGAGCAUACAUGAAUGUCCAAGCUUAAAGAAUAUCUUUGCCACACAGACACUGGUGAACACAAUUGAUGAGUUUCAUAAGAUGUUUCCAAAUUUGGAAAAGUUUUCGUUAGACAAGAAGUCUACCAUAACCAUACUUGGAUUUCAAUUUCCAACAGGCUUCUUUUCCAAAGUAAAAGUUCUUGAAUUGAGUUUCUUUCUAAACAAAUAUCAUGUUCCUCUGUUUAGUUUACUUCCAAUAUUCCCCAAUCUCGAAAGAUUUGAAGUUCUUGAUUCUUCUCUCAACAAGCUACUUCCAUUUGAAGGACUGGUUAGUGACCAAGAAGAUAUCACUAUAAUCCCACAGAUAAGAGAUUUAAAGCUUAAAAAUCUUCCUGAUUUGAAGCAUAUAUGGAAUCCAGAUGGCCAACUGCAUGACCCAUUAUUUCAGUCUCUUGAGACUUUUGAGAUAGAGUUUUGUGGAAAUUUGAUUGUUUUAGCACCAUCCUCUGUGUCUUUGGGAAAUCUGAAAACUCUCAAAGUAUAUGGAUGCAACACAUUGGCAAAUAUUUUUACAUCAGCCGCAGCCAAAAGUAUGGUACAACUUGAGACAUUGAUUGUAAGAUCUUGCAAUAUGUUGACCGAAAUAAUGGGAGGUGUUCAAGAGGAUGGAUCAACUGAUGAGAUUGCUUUCAGUAAAAUGAAAACAUUAGAACUUGAAGAUUUACAGAACCUCACAUGCUUCUGCUUUGGCAGUUACACUUUCAAUUUCCCAUCUUUAGAACAGGUGACUGUUUUUAGAUGCCCCAAGUUGAGGAUUUUCACUGUCCGCAAGCUGAGCGCACCAAAGAUACAUGGUGUAUUCAUAGGCCGCAGAUUCAAUCAAACAUUUCAUUGGGAAGGUGAUCUCAAUGCGACCAUUGAACAGAUUUAUAUGAAAUAUAUUGGAUUUGAAUGGAUAGAUGAUGUUCAACUCUCCAACUUUCCAAUGCUGAAAGAAAAAUGGCAUGGCCAAUUUCCAUUCGAGAACUUGAGACACAUAAGGAGACUGGUGGUGGACGAGUGUGCAUUUUUCUCAAAUGCCAUAUCAUCAAAUCUACUAAAGCACUUGUCCUGUUUAAAUGAGUUGGCUGUAGAAAGAUGUGAUUCAGUAGAAGAGUUGUUUGAUUUAGAAGGACUAAAUGAUGGGUUAGUGAAGUCUUUAAAAGAAUUGAGGUUAAUUGAUUUGCCUAGAUUGAGGCAUGUGUGGAACAAGGAUCCUCAAGGAAUUUUGAGCUUUAGAAACCUAACAUUGUUGAAAGUUGAGAAUUGUAGCAGCUUGACUAAUAUAUUUACUCUGUCCAUGGCUUCGGGUCUUGUAAAGCUCAAACAUUUGGAAUUGAAAAGAUGCAAUUUGGUGGAACAUAUCAUCACAAAAGAAGCAGAAGAGGAAAUAGCAAAGGAUAAUACCAUAUUUCCAGCAAUGGAGUCCAUGAGUCUAGAGUGUUUGCCUAACUUGUCAAGUUUUUAUUCUGCAAGCGAUGUUCUGAAAUGCCCAUCCUUGAAAAGAAUUGAGAUGGUUGACUGUCCAAACAUGGAGCUAUUAGCUUCUAAAUUUUGCAAAGAACAUGAUCUAAGCAUGAUUGCUGAGGGAAAUGGAGAAAGAAUUGCAGCCUCUUCUGACGGAAAGGUUGUCAUCCCAAGUCUAGAAGAAUUAAGAGUGGAAUGUAACACCAUAAAGAAUCUGUGUUCUCAAACAUCUCAAGCUGAUUUCUUGUGUGGACUGAAAGCCAUUGAGUUGACAUGUAUUUCUAGUGACUCUACACUUUUGCCAUCUCAGUUCUUUGAAAGUUUACCCAUUCUGGAAAAGCUUGUUCUGAGUGAUGCUUCUUUCGAAGAUUUCAUUUUCUGUGAAGAGAUUAUUGGCGAGGAAAUACAUCCUCAAUCACUAGUGAAAGUGAAAGAACUAAGUUUGUCUAAACUGCCAAGGCUCAAGCAUCUCAGGGACGCCAAACUACUCUCAAUUUUCCAAUCUCUGGAUACUUUAAAUGUAAUGGAAUGUGGUAGAUUGCAAGUGUUAGUGGCAUCCUCUGUUUCUUUCCAAAAUCUAACAACACUGCAGGUAUCAAAUUGCCAAGGUCUAGUAAAUUUGUUGUCUUCUUCAACAGCGAGAAGUCUUGAACGACUUGAAAAAAUGAAGAUAGAGGAAUGUGAACUGAUACAAGAAGUUAUAGUGGCUGAAGUAGAUAAAGAAGAAGAAGAGAAUGAGAUUUGCUUCAACCAACUGAAAUGUUUGGAACUUCGACGUCUACCAAGUCUCUCUAGCUUCUGCUCUGGGAAUUUGACCUUUAAUUUCCCAUCUUUGGAAGAAGUAAUCCUUGUAGAAUGCCCCAAUAUGAAGAUUUUUGCUCAAGAAGUAAGCACGCCGCAGCUGUGGAGAGUUCAAACAGGAGAACAAUUUAAAUAUGAUAAAGAAUGGGAUUGGGAGUGGGAGUGGAAAGGUAGCCUUAACAACACCAUUCAAGUUAUAUGUGAUUGGGAGUGGGAAGGCAGCCUUAACAACACCAUUGAAGCACUAUUUAAGGAAAAGAAAGCUGAAGAGACGAGGAUAGGCCAGUGUUCAUAUGGGUGAGCUUGAAUAAGGCCAAUGUUCAUAUUCUAAUUCACCAACUUGCUUGACUGCUAUACUUCUUCUCAUUCAAGGUUUUUUGAGUGAAAGUUGAAAAAAGAAACGAAAGAGGCUGAAUCGAAGAAUUAUGGAAUUGAAAGGUUGCAAUCUUUGUCAAACCUGUAGUAGAAGGUGAUGAGAAGUUUCAAAAAGCGUCACCUCAUUAGAUUUUGCCACAAAAAUAUGAUAAGUUUCAAGUUGGAUCAAACACAAAUAGGAAUAAGAUAGGCGUAGUAAAAUUUAUUUUAAAUUAUUAAAUUUUAUCUUUUUUGUGCCCGUAUAAAGGUUUCUAGAAUUAAACUUAGAUAUCAUAUUUUCUCCUUCUUCCCUUCA
Manihot esculenta (cassava) is the source of this 8439-nucleotide messenger RNA. RefSeq lists its product as uncharacterized. Lineage: Eukaryota; Viridiplantae; Streptophyta; Magnoliopsida; Malpighiales; Euphorbiaceae. The record is from RefSeq and is a predicted model, not a curated record. The transcript has 10 exons. Gene Ontology annotation, molecular function: ADP binding; ATP hydrolysis activity. Bases 256 to 8070 code for a protein of 2604 amino acids.